This is a messenger RNA of Aspergillus steynii IBT 23096, 5377 nucleotides long. Its product is annotated as DNA-directed RNA polymerase I core subunit RPA190. Gene Ontology annotation, cellular component: RNA polymerase I complex. Gene Ontology annotation, molecular function: DNA-directed RNA polymerase activity; DNA binding. The record is from RefSeq and is a predicted model, not a curated record. NCBI's taxonomy places the organism in Eukaryota, Fungi, Ascomycota, Eurotiomycetes, Eurotiales, Aspergillaceae. The transcript is spliced from 4 exons. Bases 64 to 5112 code for a protein of 1682 amino acids. Gene Ontology annotation, biological process: DNA-templated transcription.
CACGCCCCAGAAGGACCACAAGAACACAAGCGUCGCUCGUCGCUCACGGAGCUGCAGGAAACCAUGGCGACCUUCGCACGUCCUGUGGCCUCCGCCAUUGCGGGGGUGGACUUUGGCGUCUACAACGAUGCGGACAUCAAAGCUAUCUCUGUAAAGCGAAUCCACAAUACGCCGACGUUGGAUUCCUUCAACAACCCCGUUCCUGGUGGUUUGUAUGAUCCGGCUAUGGGAGCAUGGAGUGACCAUGUGUGUACGACUUGUCGCUUGAACUCAUGGUCAUGUACCGGACAUCCUGGACAUAUCGAGCUUCCGGUUCAUGUCUACAAUGUUACGCAUUUCGAUCAAUUGUAUCGUCUUCUUCGCGCGCAGUGUGCUUACUGCCAUCGCUUCCAAAUGUCCCGAACACAAAUUAAUGUCUACACCUGCAAAUUGCGACUGCUGCAACAUGGAUUGGUCGACGAGGCAGCUGUCAUCGAUUCCCUGAGUAAGGGUAAAGGAAAUAAGAAGAAGGGAAAGGAUGCCGAUGGUUCGAGCAGCGAGGACGAGGAUGAGGAGGAUCUGAUCGCGAAGAGAAACAAUUACGUCCAAAGAGCCAUCCGGGAAGCGAAGGCUGCGGGUAAACUGGAUGGCCUCAUGUCUGGCAUCAAGAACCCCAUUGCCUCGGAAGAGAGACGCACUAUGGUCAAGGACUUCUUCAAAGAGCUUGUCAGCAUCAAGAAGUGUGCCAGCUGCAAAGGAGUAUCUCCAGGGUUCCGAAGAGAUCGGUAUUCGAAAAUUUUCCGAAAGCCUUUGGCCGAGAAGUCGAGGCUUGCUAUGAUCCAGGGUGGUUUCCAGGCGCCAAACUCCCUUGUCCUCGUCCAACAAGCCAGAAAGUCCAACUCCAAAGAGAAGCAGGCCCUUGCGAACGGCAUCUCGGAUAAUGUCAGUGUUACCUCGGAGACCCAUGGAGCAGAGGAAGAAGUUGCUCGUGGAAAUGCCGUUAUCUCCGAGGAAGAAAGCAAGAGACAGGCUGGUGACGGUGGGCAGUACAUGCCCUCCCCUGAGGUUCACGCCGCAAUCACCCUGCUCUUUGAGAAAGAGGCGGAGAUUCUAAACCUUCUUUACAACUCUCGACCUCAAUCGAAGAAGGAUUCGCCAGUCAGCGCAGACAUGUUCUUCAUCAAGAGCCUCUUGGUGCCGCCGAACAAGUACCGCCCGGCUGCUCCUCAGGGACCCGGCGAGAUCAUGGAAGCCCAGCAGAACCAACCUUUCAGUCAAGUUUUGAAACACUGCGACUUCAUCAAUCAAAUCAGCAAGGAGCGACAAACCUCGACCGCCAGUUCCCUGAAUCGCGUGAGGGACUAUCGAGAUCUACUUGCUGCCAUUGUGCAACUCCAGGAUACGGUUAACGGUCUGAUUGACCGCGAUAGAAGCGGACUUUCGGGCCCAGCUGCCGCCUCUGCCCCGAAUGGUAUCAAGCAGAUCCUGGAAAAGAAGGAAGGUCUGUUCCGAAAGAACAUGAUGGGAAAGCGUGUCAACUUCGCUGCCCGAAGUGUUAUCUCCCCUGAUCCUAAUAUCGAAACCAAUGAGAUCGGUGUGCCGCUGGUCUUUGCGAAGAAGCUGACGUACCCGGAGCCGGUGACAAACCACAACUUCUGGGAAAUGAAGCAGGCAGUCAUCAACGGCCCCGACAAAUAUCCGGGUGCUAUGGCAAUCGAGAACGAGGUGGGACAGGUCACGAAUCUCAAGUUCAAGAGUUUGGAUGAGCGAACCGCCCUGGCCAACCAGCUGCUGGCGCCGUCAAAUUGGCGAAUCAAGGGAGCCCGCAACAAGAAGGUCUAUCGCCAUCUGACCACCGGUGACGUUGUUUUGAUGAACCGUCAGCCCACACUCCACAAGCCCUCUAUCAUGGGUCACAAAGCGCGUGUGCUUCCUAACGAGAAGGUUAUUCGCAUGCACUACGCCAACUGUAACACCUACAACGCUGAUUUCGAUGGUGACGAGAUGAACAUGCAUUUCCCUCAGAACGAGCUUGCUCGAUCAGAAGCUAUGAUGCUUGCGGAUGCGGAUCACCAAUACCUUGUUGCCACGUCUGGAAAGCCGUUGCGAGGUUUGAUCCAGGAUCAUAUUUCGAUGGGAACGUGGUUCACUUGCCGAGACAGCUUCUUCGAUGAGGAUGACUACCACCAGCUGCUCUACAACUGCUUGAGACCGGAGAAUUCGCAUACCAUCUCUGAGCGGAUCCAGCUGGUAGACCCAACGAUCAUUCGUCCGAAGCCCCUUUGGACCGGAAAGCAGAUCGUCACAACCAUCCUUAAGAAUAUCAUGCCUCCAGGAAGAGCUGGUCUAAACAUGACGAGCAAGUCUUCUACUCCCGGUGACCGGUGGGGCGAAGGCAACGAAGAAGGAAACGUCAUCUUCAAGGACGGCGAGUUCCUCUGCGGUAUUCUCGACAAGAAACAACUUGGACCUACUGCUGGCGGUCUGAUCGACUCUAUUCACGAAAUCUACGGUCAUACUAUCGCUGGUAGACUGAUUGGUAUCCUUGGACGUCUUCUGACGAGGUUCUUGAACAUGCGCGCAUUCACUUGCGGUAUUGACGAUCUUCGCUUGACCAAGGAGGGUGACAGCAAGCGUAAGGAGGUCCUCAAGAAGGCUGAUGGUAUCGGUCGGGAAGUUGCGCUGAAGUACGUGACUCUCGACGACGCCAAUGUACCCGAUGAGGACGCCGAAUUGCGACGACGCCUGGAGGAUGUGCUUCGAGACGAAGAGAAGCAGGCGGGUCUGGAUAGCGUCUCGAACGCUCGCACUGCCACGCUGUCUACUGAAAUCACAAAGGCCUGUCUUCCGGGCGGAUUGGCCAAGCCUUUCCCGUGGAACCAGAUGCAGUCGAUGACCAUCUCCGGUGCCAAGGGUUCUGGUGUCAACGCCAACCUGAUUUCUUGUAACCUGGGUCAACAGGUUUUGGAAGGUCGCCGUGUUCCUGUCAUGAUCAGUGGUAAGACCCUGCCAUCGUUCAGGGCUUUCGACACGAACCCGAUGGCUGGUGGUUAUGUCUGCGGUCGUUUCUUGACUGGUAUCAAGCCCCAAGAAUAUUACUUCCACGCCAUGGCCGGUCGUGAGGGUCUUAUUGAUACCGCCGUUAAGACCUCUAGAUCUGGUUACUUGCAGCGUUGCUUGAUCAAGGGUAUGGAAGGCUUGAGGGCAGAAUAUGACACCUCGGUCCGAGAAGGAUCCGAUGGUUCCAUUGUGCAGUUCCUGUACGGUGAGGACGGUCUGGAUAUCACGAAGCAGGUUCAUCUCAAGGAUUUCGAUUUCUUGGCAUCCAACCACAGGUCCAUCAUGUCUCAAGUGAACUUGACCAACGACUUCCAGAACCUGGAGAAGGAAGAAGUCACCAACUGGCACAAGGACGCCAUGAAGACGGUGCGCAAGACCGGAAGGGUUGACAUGAAGGACCCAGUCCUCUCCCUCUACCACCCUGGUGGUAAUCUGGGUAGUACGUCAGAAUACUUCACUCAAGCGCUCAAGAAGUAUGAGGAUGGCAAUCCUGGUAAGCUCUUGAAGGACAAGAAGAAGGACAUCAGCGGAGUUAUCAGCAAGAAGGCAUUCAACACUUUGAUGAACAUGAAGUAUCUGAAAUCUGUUGUCGAUCCUGGUGAGGCCGUCGGAAUUGUUGCCGGUCAGUCUAUCGGAGAACCUUCUACUCAGAUGACUCUGAACACUUUCCAUUUGGCUGGUCACUCGGCGAAGAACGUGACUCUGGGUAUUCCCCGACUACGUGAGAUUGUCAUGACUGCUAGCGCCCACAUCAUGACCCCGACCAUGACCCUGGUUCUGAACGAGGAGAUGUCCAAGCAUGACUCCGAAAAGUUCGCCAAGGGAAUCAGCAAGCUCAGUAUCGCGGAGGUUAUCGACAAGGUCACCAUCUCGGAGAGAAUCUCCUCCGGCAGCACGAAGGCCAAGGUCUACGACGUCGAAGUCUCAUUCUUCCCGUCAGACGAAUACACUGCGGAGUAUGCCAUCAAGACCAAGGAUAUCCAAAACACGCUGCAGACGAAAUUCAUUCCCAAGCUUGUGAGGCUCACCAGAGCUGCGCUCAAGAAGCGGGUUGAUGAGAAGACGGUGAAGAACUACUCGACUGCUCAGCCUGAAAUUGGUGCCUCUGUUGGUACCCUCCAGGAGGCUCCUGGUGCUGCCGAUGCCGACGCCGAUGGCGCUGAUGAUGACGACGAGGAGGACGAAGAUGAUGCCAAACGCUCCAAGGGUGCUCAGAACCGCUCGAACCAGAUCUCUUACGAGGGCCCUGAGGACGAGGAGGCUGCCAUGGUCCGACAACUUGAUGAGUCUGAGGACAGCGAGGACGAAGAUGCCGACGCGACUAAGAAGAAGAGCAAGACGCGUGAUGUCAAGAUGGCCGAUGCAGACGACUCCGACUCGGACGACGAAGAAGCGAAGGACAGUAAGCUGCGGGAAGACGAUAUCCGCGGCCGCUUUGCUGAAGUCACCAAGUUCAAGUUCAACCCCAGCAAGGGCAACUCGUGUACCGUCCAGCUGCAGUACGACAUCGCGACUCCCAAGCUUCUUAUCCUGCCUCUGGUCGAGGAGGCCGCCCACAGCGCCGUCAUCCAGUCCAUCCCGGGUCUUGCCAACUGCACGUACGUCGAUGCCGACCCGAUGAAGGGCGAGCCUGCGCACGUCAUCACGGACGGCGUCAACCUGCUCGCCAUGCGCGACUACCAGGAUAUCAUCAAGCCCCACUCUCUCUACACCAACUCGAUCUACCACAUGUUGGCCCUCUACGGUGUAGAGGCUGCUCGCGCCACGAUCGUCCGCGAGAUGUCCGAGGUCUUCGAAGGUCACAGUAUUUCCGUCGACAACCGUCACCUGAACCUGAUCGGUGACGUGAUGACCCAGUCUGGUAGCUUCCGCGGUUUCAACCGUAACGGCUUGGUCAAGGACAGCUCGUCGCCCCUGUCCAAGAUGAGUUUCGAAACCACGGUCGGCUACCUCAAGGAAGCCGUCAUCGAGAGAGACUUCGAUAACCUGAAGAGUCCUAGUAGUCGGAUCGUUGCCGGACGUCCUGGAAUCGUGGGAACCGGUGCUUUCGAUGUCCUUGCUCCUGUGGCUUAAUUUCGAGCCAUUGGAUAUCUGUGUCUGUAUCAUUUUAUUGCCAUUUUUAUUUUGUUGUAUAUGCUUGCCAGCUUGAGUGGAUGUGUGUGUGUAUUUAAAGAUGCAUUUCUUUUGUCAUUCUUUCCUUGUAUGUUUUUGAUGUGUCCAAUGACCUCUGGAGUUCAGUCUCAGCGGAAUUAAGAAAAAGCCUUGUUUUGUUUCUUUCUUAUUUCUAGAUAGCAUUUUCAUACUAUACUACCAGCAGAACAAAAUUAGUUUAUUUCGC